AUGGUGAGAACCCCUUGCUGCGACAAAAGUGGACUGAAGAAAGGAACAUGGGCACCCGAAGAAGACAAAAAGUUGAUUGCUCAUGUUACUAGGUUUGGCCACUGGAAUUGGCGCCAACUUCCCAAGUUUGCAGGUCUUGCAAGGUGUGGAAAAAGCUGCAGAUUGAGGUGGAUGAAUUAUUUAAGGCCAGGCAUCAAAAGAGGGAACUACACUCAUGAAGAAGAAGAGACUAUUGUCAAACUGCACGCAAGGUUUGGAAAUAGGUGGUCUAUGAUUGCCUCUAACUUACCCGGAAGAUCAGACAACGAGAUAAAAAAUCACUGGCAUGCCCAUCUUAAGAAGCGCUUUCAAAAUAGUUCAGUAUCAAAUGAAAAAGCUGAAACAUCCAAGUCAAAGCAUCACUCCCAAGUUGAAUCCAUUCAAGAGAAGGACUCGGUAGAAAUUGUUGAUCCUUUCCAAAACACUUCUCCAACUACUUCUCAGACUCAAACCCCUGAUGCCUCUCCAUCAUUGAGUGAUAUUUUUUGCACUAUAGAGGAGCCUGCACCAGACGGUAACGGGAAUUUGGUUAUGGAUGACUUUGCUAAUUUUAUGGAUACAUAUACAGAUCCCAUAAGUGCAUAUUCUUGGACGGAACUCUCUUUGGCUGACAUUUCCUACUUCCCAGGGGAACUACUUGCACCUUUCGUGACUGAAACCGAAUGUUUCUUUCCAGUUUAUGAUGCACAACUUUGGGUUCUGUCCUAA
Molecule: messenger RNA, 747 nt
Organism: Gastrolobium bilobum
Lineage: Eukaryota; Viridiplantae; Streptophyta; Magnoliopsida; Fabales; Fabaceae
Product: transcription factor MYB4-like
Exons: 3
Coding region: 1-747 (248 amino acids)
Source: RefSeq, a predicted model, not a curated record